AUGGGGCCCGGGGGGCCCCCCGAGGGUACUUUGGGGGCCUCCUCCCCCGGGGGCCCCCCUGGGGGCUCUCCUGGGGGCCCCCCUGGGGGCCCCCCGGAGGGUGCUGGGGUGGGGGCCCCCAGCGGGGGCCCCCCAGAGGGUACCGGGGGGGGGACCCCCGGGGGGCCCCCAGAGGGUACUGGGGGCCUCCCAUGGGGGCCCCUGGCCCUCAGGGCCUACAAAACCUUCGGGGGGCCCCCCGGGGGCCCCCGGAAGUUUGGGGCCUUUAAAACCUUCUUGGGGGGCCCCUCUAGUGAGCUUCCGCUGCUGCAGCACGGAAGUUCGGGCCGGAAUAUCAGCAGCAGCAGCAGCAGCAGUGCUGCUGCUGCUGCUGCGCAACUCUUUGGGGCUCACUGGCAGCAGCUGCAGCGGCUUGCUGCAGCUGAAAGGAACAAAGAAGAGUCCCCCGAUGCAGCAGCAGCAGCAGCAGCAAGCAGCAGCAGCAAAGCAGCAACAGACUCUGAACAGAACGAAGCCAGCCCAGCAGCAGCAGCAGCAGCAGCAGCAACAGCAGCAACAGGGUGGAGUUUCCCCGAGCUGCUGCGGCUGCAUGCAGCAGCAGCAGGGAAGCAAGAGAGACAAAAGGAGACAGCGGGCAGCAGCAGCAGAAAAGAAUCUAGAGGCCAAAUCCGCAGCAGCAGCAGCAGCAGCAGUAGCGACGAAGAGUUCUUUUUGCUGCAGCUCAAAAACGGAAGCCCAAAAGGACUUGUGUCUCUGGCGCUAACUUUUACAGUGGGACUUAUGAAGUUCUUGAGAGACAAAAAAGACACUCGAGAAGCUGUUGUGCUUUGCUGCAGCACAGGAGACACAGCAGCAGCAGCAGCAGAAGGGUUUAAGAAUAUUUGUGGUCGAGUCCAGGCUUAA
Eimeria tenella is the source of this 903-nucleotide messenger RNA. RefSeq lists its product as uncharacterized. The record is from RefSeq and is a predicted model, not a curated record. The transcript has 3 exons. NCBI's taxonomy places the organism in Eukaryota, Apicomplexa, Conoidasida, Eucoccidiorida, Eimeriidae. The coding region runs from base 1 to 903 and encodes 300 amino acids.